Camelina sativa (false flax) is the source of this 2183-nucleotide messenger RNA. NCBI's taxonomy places the organism in Eukaryota, Viridiplantae, Streptophyta, Magnoliopsida, Brassicales, Brassicaceae. The record is from RefSeq and is a predicted model, not a curated record.
AGAGUCGUAUUUAAAACAUGAGCAUGCAAAUUUUGACCCUCAAUGACUAGAAAAGGAAUCCUUUUUUUUUUUAUUUCUUUUUUUCCUCUUAUAUGAUUGUCAACUCCGUUCACAUUCCUCUUUUUUUCCAACCUUACGCAAUUGUGCAGACCGAUCAAUUAGACGGAUCUAACCCAACAAAACGAAAAAUUGGAUCGAGAUUAGAACCAAAAGUAUGUACCCGAAAGUGAAAGCUAACAACGAAGCUGUUAAUUACAAGCAGAGGGGUUCUUGUCUGAACUCGAACUAUCUCCAGUCUCGUGUGUCUGAGAAAGAUCAAGAAGAUGAUUUGCAGAUAUAUGUGGCUAAGAUUCCAAAGAUUUACAUACCAAGUGUCCUCAUCUCUGUAUCUGAAUCCACAGAACUGAAUAAUAAGCCUAUCAGAGGAGCUGACAUUGAAGUUAAACACAAACCUAAAGCCAGUCCGAUCCUACGCCCACGCGCUGUUGUAUCAAGUCCCGAUAAUGAUGCAAUGAUCGGCAACAUAAACAAGAUUGAAGAAAGAAAAGCGAAGAAAGUUUUAAAGAGUGAUGAUCAUAUCAAGAGCAGAGCUUCUCAGCGUAAGAAUGUUAGUACUACUACCAAUGUGAAGAUUUCUCAUCGUAUAGUCGCUAAGCAAUCGGGAGUCAGUUCAAAGGGAUCACAAAUGAUCUAACUUUUCUAUAUUGAUGCCUCGCAAGAUGGAACUAUGUAUAUACAAACUUCGAUUUAUCAAUGUGAUUACAAAUAUUCAUAAUAUAAAGAAGAAGGAUUCUCGUAACAGCAAACCCUAUUACUGCGUCAGCUCAGCCUCCACAGUACAGCUUCAUCACACUGCUUGUUUUGUUUCCUCCAAACGUGUCAACAUUGUAAAUGCAAAGGAUGGCUUCAUCAAAGGCGAAGAAGGGACUUCACGAGAUCUUUCGCCAUGUGAUGAGAAACCAUCAGAAUACUUUAGAAAAAACUGUAAACGCAACUAUGUCAAUAGGUGAAUCUUCAAAAACAGUAUCAUCGUCGAGUGUAAUGCCGCAGAUUCUCUCAUCGCUUAAGUUUUCCAACGUUGAUUCGUCCAACACUGGUCAAGGUAAACUUAGUGGUAGUAACCAUCUUCGAACAAUACGGGAGUCACGUUGUAAGGUGCAAACAGAUCAUUACCAGAGAAAAGGGUCAUAUGCUAUGAAGAAGCUUCUGAGAAGAUCUGAUCAGAAGUUUUGCGGUGAGACUAUGUUUGGUUGGUGGCCUAUAAUGGGAAAAGAAGUUGGUGUAAAUAAAUACAGCACACUGAUUCAAAUUUGCAGACAACGCGCGAGGAGAAGCAAUGAUGUAGAGUCUGCUCUUGGUCACAUUGGGAAGGCUAUUGAGUACCUUAAAGAAAUGAGAGGAUUCACUAUAGAGAAAAGAACUUAUGAGCCUUUUCUUAAGUUAUUAGUAGAUAAAGGAAUGGUAGAGGAAUUCCAAAUUUCCAAGGAUGUUAUUAGAGAUGCAAAUCCUUAUGCUUCUUGGGAAAAUUGGCUACUAUGAAAUGCUUCUUUGGAUCCAAGUCGACGACGAAGAGAAGAUCCACGAAAUUUGCAGUACAAUUGGCGAGAGUAAGACUAGUUCAUCAAUUCUACAAGAAAACUACCUGGUUGCACUCUUUGAGAAAGAGAGAAAAGAAAAUCUUCGGAGACUGUUUGAGAUUAUCGACAUUACCAAAGUUUCAUCACCACACUUACUGACGAAGAUAUCUGGAUAUCUUGGAAGCUCGCUAUUGGAGUCUAUUGCAAUCAAGUUCUUUAGGGAACUAAGAAAGUGUGGUAAAGAUGGAGGAGAGACAGUGUCAAGUUUUAUAUUUAGCUAUGCAACCUGCAUCCCAAAUUUAACGGCAAAGGAUGCUGUUUUGAAGUUCGAAAAGUUGCACAAAGAACUAGAUAUCAAGCCUUCAUCUACAUCUUAUACAAAGCUUAUUACUUAUCUUUAUGAAUCGAAUGAGGUAGCCACUGGCCCACUGCUCUCGAUGUAGCUGACAAAAUGCGUGAAGCAGGCCAGCCAUUGUUACAUACUAUUGAUUUAACCAAAAUUUUCUAAGUUUUGACAUGGUGAGAUGGUCUCUAAUAAAGACUUCUUUAAUGGAGGAAACGAAGGUCAUGGACCAUUCUUUAAAGCCAAUAAUGAGAAGAUCGGAU